UUCCCUAAUUUUCAGUUGAAAAUCCAACUAACAUUUCACCUAUUCAUCCCCUUUAUCUCUUCUUCUCCUCUCUCUGUUUCUCCUCCAAUAGGAUCCUAUUCCACCCUUCACCGCCGUUAACCAACAACAACAGUGUUUAAUCUCUCUUCUUUCAGACAAACAUAGGCAACAAAAGUGUGUUCGAGACUGAAAGGAGAUGUGGGUUCUGUCUUCUUCUUCUUUUUAAUCAGGAAUUUAUGCGGAGAGAUAGUAACAGUAAACCUGGGAAAGUCAGGGGAGCAUCUGUUGGAAGGGAUAUUUGAUUGUAUCCAUGAAAUCUCAGAGGCUCUGGCUUUUUCUAGGAUGAGCGAAUCGGCUUAUAGAGUCGAAACCACUGCUCGGCUUGCUCAAUGGCGGAUCGACAACCUUGCCUCUUUCACAUACCGCAAAUCCGAUCCCUUCAAGAUCGGCAAUUGGAAAUGGCAUUUAUCUGUGGAGAAAAACAAGGUAUUGUAUGUUAGAUUAUACCCAGAGAUUUCGAAUCUGACCAGAGAUAACCCUCCGAUUGCCUCCUUCGUUGUCCGAGUUGUCGGCUCAGCCGGCGAUCGGAAGGCUUCAACUCAUCCGGGAAUAAUAGACAAACAGCUUAAGAACAACGACGAUUUUGUGUGGCCGAUUGAGGUUCCUUUAACUGGGAAAUUAAUCAUCGACGUUGAAUUUCUUGAUCUAAAGACUGCAUCUCCAAACGGUGGUGAACCUUGCUCCAUUUGGGCUGAAGGGUUCACAACAAAACAAUCGAACGAAACAGCUUUAGCAUGCCUCGGCCGGAUGUUAACAGAAGGGAUCAACACCGACAUCAUCAUCAAUCUUUCCGACGGAAGCAUCGGAGCUCACCGAGCUGUUCUAGCCUCGAGAUCACCCGUUUUCCGCAGCAUGUUUUCACAUAACCUGCAAGAGAAAGAACUCUCGACCAUCAACAUAUCCGACAUGCCGAUGGAAGUCUGCAGGGCUUUCCUAAGGUACAUUUACGGUAACAUCAAACACGAAGAAUUCCGGAUUCACCGGUUGGCACUUCUCCAGGCAGCCGACAAGUACGACAUCCUGGACUUGAAAGAAGUGUGCCACGAGAGUCUAACGGAAGAUAUCGACGCCAAGAAUGUGCUGGAGAGGCUCCAAAAUGCGAACCUGUACCAGUUGCAUAAACUGAAGUCGAGUUGCAUGCGGUAUCUAGUGAAAUUCGGUAAAAUAUACGAUAUUCGAGACGAUAUGAAUGCUUUCCUGCAAUGUGCAGAUAGGGAGCUGAUAGCUGAUAUAUUUAAUGAAGUUUUAAAUACUUGGAAAGGGUUCUAAGAUUUCACCAUUGUUGAAAGAACAAGCAAUGAGUUGUACACAGAUUCUUUCGCUAAGA
Hibiscus syriacus is the source of this 1387-nucleotide messenger RNA. Its product is annotated as BTB/POZ domain-containing protein At1g55760-like. The coding region runs from base 343 to 1329 and encodes 328 amino acids. NCBI's taxonomy places the organism in Eukaryota, Viridiplantae, Streptophyta, Magnoliopsida, Malvales, Malvaceae. The transcript has 4 exons. Gene Ontology annotation, molecular function: protein binding. The record is from RefSeq and is a predicted model, not a curated record.